Sitophilus oryzae (rice weevil) is the source of this 2412-nucleotide messenger RNA. RefSeq names its product transcription factor cwo (gene cwo). The record is from RefSeq and is a predicted model, not a curated record. The transcript has 7 exons. The coding region runs from base 992 to 1987 and encodes 331 amino acids. Gene Ontology annotation, molecular function: protein dimerization activity; RNA polymerase II cis-regulatory region sequence-specific DNA binding; DNA-binding transcription factor activity, RNA polymerase II-specific. Gene Ontology annotation, cellular component: nucleus. Gene Ontology annotation, biological process: regulation of circadian rhythm; regulation of transcription by RNA polymerase II; regulation of neurogenesis. Lineage: Eukaryota; Metazoa; Arthropoda; Insecta; Coleoptera; Curculionidae.
GGCAGGACUCGCUCUCGCAGGUCGACAGAAGGAGAGGCCUCGUGCCUGCAGGCUGGCGCGACUGCGACGGCCUAAAAAAGCCCGUCCUGCCUCGAACCACACUCUCACGUGCUCCGCGGCGUGUUUACUCGUGCGCUAUCAUCAGUUCUCGGCCGACUCCUGCUGCCACACACAGAAAGCCAACGCAUUUCGAGGGCGCGUUUCCCGCAGCUCCCCAAACUACACCCGGCUCUUAUAUGUGUUAUCGUUAUUUCCGCUUAUGAGAAACGGAACCGAAACAAGUUGGAUUUCAGCCGGACCGUUCGGAACGACACGACCAUCAUCAUGAACAUGGCCCACGUAUGCUGGGAGGAAAACUCCAACAUCCAGCGCAUCAAGUACGAAAGGUUGAAUCAAAACGAAGACGCUCUGAGAAUGAAGGACGCGCCUAGAGGAAUUUACCAAUGUUGCGAUUCAAAAGAGCUUAUUCGGCGGCCGCAUUUGCAAGCCCCUUACAGUAUCAGAAAAAAUGUGGUUUUCCGUAUUUACAUGGUAAUUGCAUAUUAAAUCGUAUAUCGUCGGUUCAAAGGCUACACACAGCAAUUUUGAACUGAUAAAAUAUUAGAGAUAGUUGAUUUAAUUGUUUCCUUCUUAUCGCCCGUUUACACGAGUUUACUUUUUCCAAUUUCUACUUGACAACGCUUCUCUAUAAGAAUACUGAUAACAUAAAAGUAAAUCUAGAAGGAUAAAUAUUAUCUCUGUCGUGUUUUUUCCCAGUAAUUUAUUUUAUUGUUUUAAGCCUAAUGAUUCAGGUUUAAUUCUUAGAUAUUGUUAAAUCAUUUAAGAAUAUACAUAUAAAGUGCUUAAUUUUUGGUAAAACAGAAAGUUUAACACCAAGGCACAUACAAUUAAAAUGUGACAAAGAAAUUUAAACUUUUCCACUGCAACUUGCAGUGAAGAUGAUUGUGAAUACGGGACAUUCAAGAAAAGUAAAGUGGCGAGGCAAGAUCCGAUGUCGCAUCGGAUCAUCGAGAAGCGACGCAGGGACAGGAUGAACAACUGUCUCGCGGACCUCAGCAGACUGAUCCCAGCGGAGUACUUGAAGAAGGGGCGCGGUCGCAUAGAGAAAACGGAAAUAAUCGAAAUGGCCAUCAAGCACAUGAAACACCUGCAAGAUCAGGAGAGGGUCGAUCCUGCGGAACAAUACAGGCUGGGUUACCAGGAAUGUAUGUCGGAAGCGAUACGGUUCAUGGUAGAAAUCGAGGGCCACUUUCCGCGAGAGCCCGUGUGCGCGAGGCUUCUGAGCCAUCUGCAGGCCCACUGCGACCAGGGACCCCACACGGGAGCCGCGCCAAUACCCAGGUCGCCUCCGAGUCCCAGGCCUGUGCCCUGCGACUACACCGUGCCCAAGACGGAGCCGGAGAACAGCAACAGCAGCGACGCGUUCGUGGUGGCCACGGCCAGGGCGCAGGAGCCACAGAACGGAGCCUCCUACAAGUACAAAAACAGCAUAAAGCUGCGCUUCAGCCAGGAUGCGAGCGCGCACGAGGUGCCGAAAAGGCAAAGGAUGGAUGAGAGGCACGAGGCACCGGUGCCCGCUGUUUUCGACAGUCACAGCUCGGAUCAUAGUCCCCCUCCGAUGCCGGACCCCAACAGUCGCUCGACCGACGACGACCGGCCACGCAGUCGACCUUCUUCGGACUGCGCAUCGCCCACGGGGGCUCCCCAGACGCGCCACGGGGUUCCCCUUCGGCGCUUUUCCGAUCUACGGACCAGUCCUUUCACCGGAGAUAACUUCGAGGUGCCGCUGUUUGCGCUGCACGCCAAGGGAUCCUACUACGUGCCCCUAACCAUCGACUACAAGACCGUCUUGCCGUUCCUGCGGGGCGGAGACCUGUUGGACGCCACGCCGGCGCCCGCACUGCAUCCCGUCACCAUCAGCGUCAGUUUCCUGUCCCAUUCGAAGCCCCCCAGAUAUAAAUACGAAUGCAACAAUAACUGGCACUAGCGGGUGCGUUUGGUGGAUGGAAAGAAUGUGUGAUAUGUGAUAUCUCGCUUAAAUAAAACGCGCGUGGCUUAUUCGGUACCGGAUUAAUGCAGGAAGAUAAGUACCUGAAGGUAAUCAUAUAAUCCGAGCCCGACUUAUAUACCAUAUAAGUGUAAAGAAAACAAAAUCAAAAAGGACACAAACUAACGGAACUACCUCGUGAUAUUUGAUGUGUGAGUGCGUGGAAUCGACAUGAGAGUGCGAAGUUUACAGUUAUCUAUUUUCUGAUUAAAAUGAAUCACAAAAACUCGAUUUCUGAACCUACCAAGGAAUGUAUUGCAACAGAAAAAAAAUCUACAUUUCACCUAAAAUUAUACAGAAAUCGUUUUUAAAAUUAUUGUUGUGUUAUGAACUGUUUAAAUUAAUACAUGUUGAUAAUGAAAUUA